Messenger RNA from Aspergillus homomorphus CBS 101889, 2795 nucleotides. Its product is annotated as RNA lariat debranching enzyme. Gene Ontology annotation, molecular function: RNA lariat debranching enzyme activity. NCBI's taxonomy places the organism in Eukaryota, Fungi, Ascomycota, Eurotiomycetes, Eurotiales, Aspergillaceae. Gene Ontology annotation, cellular component: nucleus. Gene Ontology annotation, biological process: mRNA splicing, via spliceosome. The transcript is spliced from 4 exons. The coding region runs from base 218 to 2374 and encodes 718 amino acids. The record is from RefSeq and is a predicted model, not a curated record.
CUCAUUUUCUUUGUUUCACCUUUUCUUUCACCGUUCCAACUCCGACUGCAUUCAUUCUCAAGCUACUUAUUUCGCUUGCUCGGACGUGCAAACGAGACGCUUUCAAAUAUUCUUUCUGACCACAGUUUGCGCAUCUUCACUCGUCUGAAUCUUCAUUUCUCUUCCGCUUGCCCAGAUCUACUCGGCUACUUUGCCCAAAGUAGGCCAUUCCAGCUCGAUGGAGACCCCAAUCUCCAGUUCUGCUUCCGUCAGGGUUGCUUUCGAAGGCUGCGGACAUGGCUGUCUCAAUGAUAUAUACGCUUCAGUCGAGAACGCUGCCACUUUAAAAGGAUGGGAUAGUGUUGACUUGGUCAUCAUUGGUGGCGAUUUUCAGGCUGUCCGCAAUGCCAAUGAUCUUACCUGCAUGUCUGUACCCCAAAAGUACAGAGAGCUGGGCGAUUUCCACGAAUACUACAGUGGAAAACGUACCGCGCCGUACCUGACUGUCUUUAUCGGGGGUAACCAUGAAGCCGGCAAUCAUCUGUUCGAACUCUAUUACGGAGGGUGGGUUGCCCCCAAUAUCUACUACCUGGGUGCAGCGAACGUUCUUCGGUUUGGGCCUCUUCGGAUUGCCGGUAUGUCGGGUAUCUGGAAAGGCUACGACUACAGAAAGCCGCAUCUGGAGAGAUUGCCUUAUAAUCGCGACGACAUUUCAAGCAUCUACCACGUGAGAGAGCUAGAUGUUCGGAAGCUACUCCAAAUCCGGACCCAGGUUGACCUGGGUUUGUCUCAUGACUGGCCUAAGCAGGUUGAACUGUGCGGAGAUUCCGAGUAUCUCUUCAACACGAAGAGAGGCUUCCGUGAAGACUCCGAAAGUGGCAAACUGGGCAAUGCCGCAGCCAAGUACGUCCUUGACCGUCUGCGUCCGGCCCAUUGGUUUUCCGCCCACCUGCAUGUGAAGUUCGCUGCCAUAGUCGCUCAUGGAGAGUAUUUUAUCCCCGUACACCCCGCUGCUAAAAGAAAGGCCGAAGCUCCCCAACCCGACCCUCUUCCCGCCCCGGGUCCCCAGAACCAGUUCGGCCUUGAUGGCGCGGUCCUUACAGCUCUGGCGCUUCCCGACGAUGAACAAGAGGCCGAGCGUCCACUUCCAACCCGUUCUGCUGUGGAGCAGGAGCCCUCGGACAACCACGAAACCGCGGACGCAGCAAGCCAAGGCUCGGAUACCAAGAAAGAUGGAGAAGCCCCGUCUGAGAAGGAAAAUCCCAGCACCUCCAAUGAUGCCCAGAGUAAGAUAUCAGCAUGGAAUAACUUCCACACCGUGGCGGCUGAAGCUGAGGCAGCUGAAAAUUCUCGAUUUCUGGCAGAUCAAUCCCUUCAGUAUGCAGCAUUGACACCAAUCGAGACCGACGAGGACGGAUCCGGUCGUAUCUAUACCGGCACCGAGCGAGACGGUAGCAAUAAGAAGCUGAAGACCGAACACAAUCACGAACCCGUGAAGAACUCCGACGAGAUCGACCUCGACUUGGACAGUGAUUCCGAUGCCGAAGCGACUACUCAAAAGACGUCUACUCCCGUGGCUAGACAGAAUGAUGGGCCCCCUUCUAACAAAUCAGCCUCUAGCGAUGGCUCAAAGAAUACUACGGCUGACCCGGCUUUGCCGGCCAGUGGAACUGCCAUUCCUGAAGAUGUUCGCAACCAACUUCCUGCCAGUUUCGCCCCCCCUCAGCCCGAGACUUUCCCGGCGAACGGGCCUUUGCCAGAGGCGAUCGCCAACAAGACCACCAAUUUCCUGGCACUCGACAAAUGUCUUCCCCAACGCCACUUCUUACAACUUCUCGAAAUCGAGGCGAUCUCUGAUCAGGAAGGCGUUCAGCACGAACGGCCCUAUCGCCUACAAUACGAUAAAGAAUGGCUAGCAAUUACCCGUGUCUUUGCUGAUGACCUGCAACUGGGAGAGUCCGCUGCUAAACCCCCCGCUGACAAGGGAGACCAGAUCUACAAGCCGCUAAUUGAGGAAGAGGAGAAAUGGAUUGACGAGCAUGUCGUCAAGCCUGGAAAGCUGGAUGUCCCCGAGAACUUCACCAUAACCGCCCCGGUCUACGAUCCGGCUGUCCCACUCAACACAGAUGAACAGCCCAUCGAAUACACCAAUCCCCAGACUGCGCAGUUCUGCGAGCUGGUCGGAAUUGAAAACAAGUUCCAUAUGAGCGACGAAGAGCGCCAAGCUCGCAUGGCUGCCGGUCCUCGACCCAGUGAUUUCAGACCUAGGGAUCGGGGCCCCCGUCGCGGUGGAUUUGGCCGAGGCGGACGUGGAGGGGGCGGCAGAGGUCGUGGUGGGAGCGGCCGUGGAGGUGGCCGCGGUCGUGGCCGCGGUUAUCAGCAAUUUCAACACUGAAACAUGGCUUCUUUGUCUCCCGACCUUGAUUGAACAAUGCAAAAAAGAUGUCAAUACAUUCGGCUGACUUGAGCAAUGCCGUUCUGUUUUCGAUGAUGUUGGUAAGACAAUGGCGUUCGGGAGGGACUUUCGCUCGCGUUUAUUUAUUUCUAAUGGAUUUUAUGGUUCCAGUACAUUUGACAUGAUAGCUAGGGGUGGGCAGAAUGUGUUUCCCUUCAAUCUUCUUGUGUCUGUUUCGUCAUUUGCCUGUUUAUCGCGUGGAUUCCUCGAACUUCACCUGUCAAGUGGAGCCGACAGAUAUCUUUGAAAACUUACGAUGGAAAAUGGUGGUACAGUACUUACGACUUUGCGUCUUGCUGCUUCUGUGAAGAACCUGCUUCAUUCUGAUUCUACUGCGCUGUAUUAAUGCUAUCUCCAAUUG